CAUCCCAAGAAAGAGCCAAACAAAGGUUGAAAGGUCCCCCAGGAGGUCACGAAUGCAGUAACAAUGGCGACAAAAGAAAUAAAAGGAAGCGACAUAGAUGGGAGAUUAUUGGAGCCAUAACCCACUUCACUUCACUACCAAACGCUGCAAACCCCACAAAACUCCAAAAUCAAAAGAAAUUUCCAAUCCGCCAAAACAUCCAACGGGUCGGGUCGGCAAAUUCACGGCUUCUCUCAUCUUUCUUCCCCAUCUCCUUUUCACCAGUCCCUUUCUCCAUCUCUACUCUGUCAUUUCCAUGAAUAGUCACCUCUACCGUUUCCUCCUUCUGAAGGCACACAAAUCCCAAGUGGGUCGGGCGGCCGGGUUCUGAUGCAUUAAAUGCGGGUGUCCUGCUUUUGCUUUGCUUCCUUCUCUCCCAGUUUGACGCUGCCUGCAUUUGAAGGAAAAAUUUAAGAGAAAUAUUGGGUGGUUGUCGGAAAUCUCUGUCUGUUUGAGGAAAUUCAGGUCUGACCAGAUUUUGAAGGUGCAAAAUGGAGGGGAGGAUUAAGAAAUAUAGUCAAGUGAGCCCGGAAAGAGCAAAAGUAUGGACUGAGAAAUCGCCCAAGUAUCACUACAAUCAUCAGUGCAAUCAGCAGCAGCAGCAGCAGCAGCAGCUACAGCAUAAUGGGAAAGUACCAGUAGUUUACUAUCUAUGUAGGAAUAGACAACUCGAGCAUCCACACUUCAUGGAAGUCCCCUUGUCUUCCACUGAUGGCCUUUACUUAAGAGAUGUGAUAGAAAGGCUCAAUGCUCUGAGAGGCAGAGGCAUGGCUUCGAUGUACUCUUGGUCUUGCAAGAGGAGUUACAAGAAUGGGUAUGUAUGGCAUGAUCUUUGUGAUGAUGAUUUAAUCCUUCCGGCUCAUGGUAAUGAGUAUGUGCUCAAGGGUUCCGAGCUCUUUGAAGAUUCGAAUUCUGGUCGCUUUAGCCCUGCUGGGACUUUUAUAUUACAGAAUCAAAAAGCACUACCAGAACCACCGUCCUCUAGAAGCCAGGAGGAAUCAUCGUCUUCAUCUAGCUUGAACGGCAGAACUACAAAGAGUUCUCAGGAUGAUGAGCUAUCUCCUCCGGUUCAGCGUCCAUGCUCAUCAACUGUGUCCCCAGAAUCGAGCAUCGAGAAAACUUCCUCUUGGAAUGGUUCUCUAAGCCUGACAGAGUACAAGGUUUACAAGAAUGAUGGUCUAGCUGAUGCGUCCACUCAGACUGAAGAAAAAGCCAGCAGAGUUGUUGAAACUCGAGAUACUUGUACAAGAGGGGUUUCAACUGAUGAUGGUACAUUGGAGAACGACAGUCGUGGAACUCACCAAAUCCAAGUCUCUCGGGUAAAACCAACUCCAGAGAUUUGCAGAGACGUUGUUUCACCACCUCCAUCGACGUCCAGUGCUUCGUCAUCAAGUGGUAGGACAGAUACAUUGGAAUCUCUCAUCCGAGCUGAUGUGAGGAAGCUCAACAGCUUUAGAAUUCUCGAAGAAGAGGAAUUUCGAAUGCCAUCUGGUACAAAGUUUAAGGCCUCGAAUAUGAUAAUGCAACUGAUAUCUUGUGGUUCAAUUUCAGUGAAAGAUCACAGCUUUGGCUUGAUCCCUACCUACAAACCUAAAUUCUCACAUUCCAAAUUCCCCUCCCCGUUGUUCUCGACGUCAUUAAUGUUCGGAGAGCUUGAUUGCCUGGCAGAGAACCCUCGUCUAACGAGCAUGAGACUGGAAGAUAAAGAAUACUUUAGUGGGAGUUUGGCUGAAACAACUACUCUCAAGGAAAAUGUACCCACACUUCAGAGAUCUUCUUCUUACAAUGCUGACCGAAGUACUCAGCAACUUGAUCCUAAUGAAGACAAGGAAGAGGGAAGUUCCACAACAUCGAAGUGUGUUCCUAAAUCGAUCAUGGCUUCACUGAGCAAGCAGCCAAGAAGUGAAUCAAUGAGAUCUCCUCUUUCUGAGGGGCCUAGAAUCUCAUCGGAGAGAGCAGCAAGUUCACGGACCAUUACACCCGGCACAUCAAAUGGUGGGAGCAGGAGAAUGACGGAACCAUUCUCUGGCAAAGAACAAUCCGGAAAACCAGAUUCUUCCAGAAACGACAAGGAGAACGUCAUCAAAAUUGAAGAAAGGCUUGCUUCAGGAGCUCGGGUUAUAAUACAAUCGAAGGUAUCUUCUGACAUCGAGGGUAACUCCUAGAAUACGCGCCUUAAGGUUAAGAAUUGGAGUUUCAACAUAAUCCAUGGAGAUUAUGUGUUUAUACUGUAAAACGCCCUUGAUUUUUACUGAAUUUUAUCAUACACUUGUGUUAAAUCAGGAACUGAAAAAACGAGUAGGUUCAGGUCUUUGGCUAUUCAGCUGCAUUUUUGUGUUAUUGACACUAUUUCUUGAGUAAAUUCUUCUACAUUCUUUC
This is a messenger RNA of Sesamum indicum (sesame), 2418 nucleotides long. RefSeq names its product UPSTREAM OF FLC protein (DUF966). The record is from RefSeq and is a predicted model, not a curated record. Lineage: Eukaryota; Viridiplantae; Streptophyta; Magnoliopsida; Lamiales; Pedaliaceae.